Molecule: messenger RNA, 7762 nt
Organism: Apus apus (common swift)
Lineage: Eukaryota; Metazoa; Chordata; Aves; Apodiformes; Apodidae
Gene: PER3
Product: period circadian regulator 3
Exons: 21
Coding region: 215-3973 (1252 amino acids)
Biological process (GO): circadian regulation of gene expression; negative regulation of transcription by RNA polymerase II; entrainment of circadian clock by photoperiod
Cellular component (GO): nucleus; cytoplasm
Molecular function (GO): transcription corepressor binding; transcription cis-regulatory region binding
Source: RefSeq, a predicted model, not a curated record
CCUGGUGAGCCGCACGGGGGGAGAGCCGGCUCGGGCGAGCGGCCGGCGGCAGCGCGGGGCGGGCGGGCGCCUCCCGCCUCCCUUUGAGGCGGUGUCUGGUUUUUCCCGCAGAAGGCUCGCCAGGCCCCUUUGCUGUGCCGAGGGUCUGAGCGCGCCCAGGAGUCAGGCUGCAGGCUGUCGAUGCGCCCGCUCUGUGGCGUUCUGCGGAUCGGAGAUGGACGUGGGCAGGCUCCGGGGCGGCAGCUCGGAACGCGGCGCAAGUUGGUCCCCAGCUGCGGGGACUGGGGCCGUGCGGGAGAAGGCGAUCGGCCCUGUAGGCACAGGGAGGCCGGAGGGAGAGCGCCGGGGGGACGCGGGAUCAGGGCGCACGAUGUGUGCGGGAACCAUUUCCAGCGGAACAGAGUUUAACGGGCCCGGCUCCGUCAGAACUGGAACUGAUUGCUGCAGCCGCGAACCGAAGGGCUGUUCAGCUGGAAGUUUCGUGAGACAGAGCAAAGUUAACAGUGAGCAGCUGAAUUGGAGCCAGUCUCACAGAGAUCUGAUGAUGAUGAUCCGAGAAAUGAAAAGGUGUUUGCCUGAAGAGAAAAGGAGUUCCAGCAAGCCUAGCACCAUCAGUGCUCUCAAUUAUGCCUUGCAGUGUGUCCAACAGGUCCAAGCAAACAAUGACUUUUUCCAGGCUCUGAACGACCGAAGAGUGUUUCAGACAGAUGUGAUGACGUACAGCAUAGAGGAGUUGGUGGCAGUUGCAUCUGAACACACUCCAAAAAACACAGACACAUUUGUGGCUGUGUUUUCCUUGCUUUCGGGACGCAUGGUGCAUAUUUCUGAUCAGGCAGCAUCCAUUCUAAACUGUCAGAAGAAAGUGUUGGACUCCUGCCGGUUUGUCGAGCUGCUUGUCCCUCAGGAUGUGAGUGUGUUCUACACACACACUGACCAGUCCCACCUGCCACUUUGGAACAUGGAAAGUCAAACAGCAUCCCUGUGUGAAUAUGCCCAGGUGAAAUCAUUUUUCUGCAGGAUCAGGGGGGGUAAAGGUCAAGAACAAGAAACAUGUUGUUACCCCUUCCGAAUCACCCCAUACUUGGUCCAUGUAUGUACUUCUGUCCACGUGGAUGCAGAAUCCUGCUGCUUAGCUUUGGCUGAGAAAAUUCACUCUGGAUAUGAAGCUCCGCGAAUUCCUAUGGAUAAAAGAAUCUUCACCACCACUCACACCCCUGGAUGUGUUUUUCUUGAGAUAGAUGACAGAGCAGUGCCUUUGUUGGGAUACUUACCUCAAGAUUUAAUUGGAACGUCCAUACUUCUGUAUAUGCACCCAGAAGAUCGUCCUUUGAUGAUUGCUAUUCACCGGAAAAUCUUGAAAUUUGCUGGCCAGCCUCCUUUUGAACAUUUGCCUAUUAGAUUUUGUACUCAAAACGGGGAUUAUGUCAUACUGGAUACCAGCUGGUCCAGUUUUGUGAAUCCUUGGAGCAGGAAAGUAGUGUUCAUCAUUGGCCGACACAAAGUCCGGACAAGUCCUCUGAAUGAAGAUGUGUUUGCUACAAGAAGCAAGGAAACAAGCAGUGUUGAGAAAGAGAUAAGAGAAUUGCAAGGACAAAUCUACAAGCUGCUUCUGCAGAACAAGAUAAUUUACAAUUUUCCCCCCCCGAUACAGCCAGUUCAUAGCAAUGUUUCCAGUGGUUACGGAAGCCUUGGAAGCAAUGGCUCUUAUGAGCACUAUAUCAGCAUAGCAUCUUCAAGUGACUCCAAUGGGAAUUGUGCAGAGGAAAUACAGGAACCAAUGACAUUGCAACAAGUUUGUGCAGAUGUCAACCGAAUAAAGAAUCUGGGACAGCAGCUGUAUAUUGCAUCCAGGAGCAAGCCACAGAAUGGAGGUGAACAGGUUGCGAGCUCAGAAAUCCUAGGAGGGAAGAGGCACACCCCUUCCUGUUUUCUUCAGACAUUGAGAAGUGAUAGCACAGAAGAACCAGGCAAUGCAUUUUAUGGGGAUUCAAAGAAGCGUCCACGUGUUCCUUCCUAUCAGCAGAUCAAUUGUGUUGAUAGUAUCAUCAGAUAUCUAGAGAGCUGUAGUAUUCCAGGAUUGAAAAGGAAAUGUAAAUCUUCUGCAAAUACAUCAUCAUCAUCUUCAGAAGAUGACAAGCAAGUCCAGCAAAGUUGUCAGGAAGUUGAGGCGUUGGAAGCAGUUAAUUCCCGAACUCCAGUAUCUGCUGACUGGGAAGAGAUGCUGAAAGAUGAGACAACUGCAGGCCUGGUGGGAGCUCCUCUGGCAGACCUGACCCUGUCCAACAAGGCUCCAAGCAUGGUGUCUGUCACCAGCCAGUGCAGUUACAGCAGCACCAUAGUGCAUGUCCCACAUCCUGAAUCAGAAGUGACUACAAUGGAGGAUACUACUGUUGGAAGUGAACAAAUUGAGCUGCCUCAUGUGAAUGCUCAGUGUCUCACUCUGGUACCUGAGGACUUAAAGCCAGUUGGGCUAACAAAGGAGACGUUGUCAGCCCACACUCAAAAGGAGGAGCAGAACUAUGUUGACAAGUUCCGUCAGAGGGUCUUGCUCUCUCCAUUUAGGACUUACCUUCAGCAGGGGAGUAGAAGUAACAAUGGACAUUCCAGUGGCCAAGGAAAUUCCCCUUCAAAACAGAUGAGCCCGGCUAGCUGUAAAAAAGGCAAACGUGGAAAAUUCAAGUGGCAGAAACCUCAGAGACAGUCCUCAGAUAGCCACUUUUCUAGUAAAAAUAGGAAUAGUCUUCCAUGGGAGAAGAGGACAAUCCAGAAACAGUCAUUCUCUCCCUCAGAAAUGUCUGAUCUGAGCUCCUCCAGUAUGAAUUUUGUUCAUCCAGUGGGACUGCCUGUCUGUUCAGAUCCUCUGUCUAGUUUUCCAGUCUCUUCUGCAGGAGAGGAGCUUGCUUUUCCCUCAUUAAAACCUGAGUCCAUGUCAUCCUCACGCUGUGAAGCACCAUCCUGCCCAGCACUUUAUUCUCCGAACAUAGGCACAUUUAUGGCUGUGUUUUUUCAGAGUUUACCUAUGUAUGCACAGAUGCCUCAAUAUGUCCUGCUUCCUAGCCCUCAGUACCUUUAUCCCUCCUCUUCAUAUCCAUGCGUUACACUACCUCCAGGCCCCCCUCCUGCUCCAUCACCAGGACCACUGCACUCUGUGGAUAAGCCCUUACCAGGCUCUUCUGCCGCAUCCAUGGAGGACCAGCAAGAGGGCCAGUGUGACCAGGCCUUGCUGCUGAGUAGCUCACGGAGCAGCUCCCCACUUCAGCUGAACUUGCUUCAAGAAGAGUUGCCAAAACCAAUGGAGCUCUCCUCUAGUGCUGGUGUCACAGCGCAUGCAGAAGCUUCAUGUGGCAAUGAUCCAGAAGAUAGUGGUAACAGUGCUAGCUGUUGUGCUCCUAGUGAGUUCACGGACCACUUGCUGUUCAAGGACUCCCAGUUGAGUACAAGUUCAGCAGCAUCAGGCAGUGAAUCAGCUUUUUCUGGUUCUUUAGGCUCUGGCUGCAACAAGACUUCUGGUUGUGGCACAGGUAGUGGGAAAUGCAGCAAAUAUUUUGCCAGUAAUGAUUCUUCUGAAGCUUCCAAAGAAGAGAAGAAUCAGAAAGCAGAAGAAAAAGGGACAGCUCAUAAAUCCAAACAUGAGUCAGCCUGGGCGAUGAUGAAUCACACACCUGAGCAAGUUCUAAUGACUUACCAAAUGCCAAACAGAAUUAAAGAGGAGGUUUUAAAGGAGGAUCUGGAGAAACUGACAGUCAUGAGAAAGCAACAGCCUUGGUUUACAGAUGGGCAAAAGAAGGAGCUUGCAGAGGUGCAUACGUGGAUCCGGACUCAGACUGUUCCACUGCAAAUCAGCACCCAAGGUUGUGUUACAUGUGACAUGAGGGAAGCAAGUUGUGAGGCUGCAAUGGCUGAUGACAAUAUGGAAAACAAGGGGAAAUCGCUGGAAAACAAGGGGAAACCACCUCCAUUCUUGCAACACUGAAGACAUAUAGCACUUAUGUCGGUAAAACUGCUUGGUGUAAUUCCCAUUCUCCAUUCCUCUGGCUUUGCUGCACACUAGUGGUCACUGUCUGGCUGUCUCUUCCCAACAUGAGCAGUUGCACAUGGUAUAUUAAAUCUUCCUCCAUUACCCCUGCACUCCUGACAUGACUUUGAAGACAAUCUUCCACUGGGAGGCUGUUGCCUUCCGUGACCUCACAGACUUGUUGCAGAAUGGGUUACCUUUCUAAUUUCUGAGUGCUCAAUGAUGAGCAGAAUACAAAGGUCUUUUGGGUUUGGGUUUUGUUUGUUUGUUUGCUUGAACUUGGCAAGUCAGAGUCUGAAAAGAUGCAGUGGUUAAGAGCCUACAGUGAUGAAUCUAAUAUCAGAGAAUGUUACUCUUCAAGUAAGGUAGAUGUGUUGAAACCAGCAUUGAAACCCAACUACAAAAAAGUGAUGUCCAUUUUUGUUUGUUCAAUAUUUAAAGGACUAAACUGAAGAUCCUAGUACUCAUGACUCUCUAAAAUCACUGUAGCUGGUUCUAGAAUCCAGCAGGCUUUUUAAUGAGCAGCUGAAAGCUGGCCAACUUAUUCUGCAUCAAAAUGCCUUUCACUAGCUUGUGCUCAUCAAAAAAUAAACGGAAGUGAGAAGAAGCAAAGCUGUUCGCUCUACUUUUCAUGAUGAGUGUUUUGGAACCGAGUUGUUUUAUAACUUUAGCUUUUAAAGCUGUGUUUCUCAAGAUGGCAGUUGAAAAUUAAUUGAGGAUAACUGGUUUGCAAAGCCGCUGGAGUUUUAAUUACAGAUAGCAAUAAAAAAAAAAAAGUAGUAAUAAUUCAGGAGUUAUUUCCUUAGUACAGGAUCUGCUCUUUAAUGAAAGACACAUGGAAAACCUGUAUCAAGGCAUUACAGCUCAGUUAUCAAUUCUAGUAGCUACAUGUGAUCUUUUAUGUUGCUAGCACUCUGGAAGACAGAUUUGUUUCUUAAUUAUUAUUUUUUUUUUUGUUACUGUAUUAGAGUAGUUAAAUGAUUUGAAUGCAAACAAAGCAAAUAGGAGAUUUUAAGCCAUGUCCCUAUUUUGGUUUUGUUGUGGUGAUACCAAAAACAGAAAGAGAGAAACAAAAUUAAAUUGAGCUUUAUUUCUUCUUUAUCUUGAAGUGUCACUAGUUGUAAAGCCAAACUUGAACAUCGAACCACAUAUUCAUUAUUUCUUAUCACCAUUCAUUUCCUGUACAACUUUAAACCUCUUUCUUUAUAAUCGAGUCUUUGGCUGUUGAAAUCCAUGGACACAAAAUGAGUUUGUGCAUAGUGUAAGGUUGUUGCUCAGAAAGUGGUAACUACUUUCAUUGUGUAAAAGGACUUGUUAUCAAAGUGCUCUUCACAGGACACACUUUACUAAAACCCAGCAAAUUUUGUCUGAUUUCUCCUUUGUUUAUAACAAUCUGUAUGUAAUUGGGUUUUCUUUUUGGUGUUAUUAAUCACCUUAGCCUUCUCAACAAAAGAGUUUUGGAAUGUAACACAUUAUUCAUCCUUUUGUUCUGUGUAGUCUCCUGUUUCUGCUAUGUGAAGGAUUUUCACGUUUUCAAGUUUCAUUUACUAGUAAGCUUCAAGUUGUUAAGUUAAAAAUACUGUGAUCUGCAGACCAUCGAAGGAAAACAGUAUUUAUCUAAAGGUUUUUGUUACAUUUUUUAAUCAAUUUGGUGAUAAUCCUUAUAAUUAAAGCUUAUUUCAAGGGAAGUUAUAUUUACAGAAUUUUACGUUUUCAAGGCUAAUUUGACUCGGGCAGUGUUAUUUUUGCAGUAUGCUUGCCUGCUCUGUUUAUAUAUAUAUUUUUCUGCUUAUUCUUAAGCUGCAUUUCUGUAUUUGUCUUUCAGUUUUUUCAGCUUGAACUUGUUUUUUCGCAAGUUGUAAAUCAGCAGAGGCCCAACCAUCCUCAGUACUUUUUGUAUUCGAACUUUAAACACUUCUUAAAAUAAGAGACUUCAAUAGUUGUUUACAUAUAGCAAGUUAUGUUCUCAAGUAAGAAAAUGUGGGCAAUACCUUAUACCUUUCCUAGUCUUUUUUCCAGCACUUUCCAAAUACGGUAUUCUGCUUUAUAACUACACUGCCUAAAAUAUUUGCUCUAAAACAUGUAAUAAGUUGCUUUGUGUAUAGGUUAUUUUCUUAAUUGGGAAACUAUUUAAGUAACUGUCAAAUUAGACUGAUGCACUAGAAUCAAUUCUAGUUAGCUGUGCUUAAAUGGACUGCUUUAAUCUAUUUUGAGACUUAGUGAAAAAGAGUAAUUUGAAUACUUCGGGUAAGGACAGCUGUGUCCUUCAAAAUAUUUUUAAAGUGUAAGCCAGAAGGAAAGUUCAGAUGGUUUAACUCUUCAGCUGUCCAUUAUUUCCAUUGUUUAUUUCCUGAGUAUGAAAAUUAAAUGGUUUGUGAUGUCUUAGCAGACAUACAUGUCAUCCAUUUUAUAAAAAGCAAGACUUAGUUUAGGAAAGUGGUAAUAUGUCUCUAACAUUUGAAUAAUGCUGUUCAUCCAUAGGUCUGGAAACAUGUCAGAUGACUGUCAUAUCGUGGGUGUGUAAAAAGAGGCAGAGACACAAAGGACUUGCACAGAUGCAUACGCCCCAGUCCGUACCAAAUCCAGGAGUAUAAUGUGGGGAUCUUCACUCACUGUAUCCUGUGCUGUCUUUGCAAAGGGUUAAGAUUCUGACCUCUACAUAGAGGCUUGAUCAUAUUAAAUGAGUUUCUUGUUUGGAGAUGUUAACUCUUCCUGUACCACCUACUACUAUGAAUUUGCCCAGUGGCACAAUUACCCUCUGACCAUAGAUGAUGAAGGUGCCUGUACCUGGGAGUUUGAAUUGAAAGUUUGUAAUCCUGGCUAAAUCAUAGAUGCAAUAUUCCUCGUCUGGGGCUACGGUAGUCCUGGAUUAUGGAAAAAAAAUAUGGUAUGGGAGAAGAAUAUAGGAGGAAUUAAGAGGUUGGUCAGUGCCUGUGUGACAAUUAUUUGCCCAAAAAUGCAAAUGGUCUUGCCUGCAAAACUGGCUUAAGACAAAAAACAGUUUCCCAAGCUACUGUUUACCCCACUAGAACUACAACAUCUUGCAAUCAAAUGCCUUAUCAAGCCUUUUGGGAAGGACCUCUUUUCCCUAAGUUUUCAGGAGCUGGUAGUUUUUACUUCAGCUUAAAUUAAUCUUGUGGUCUUUGUAGCUUGCUGGAGUAGUCAAUGAGAGAUCCAGUUCUGAUCUGAAAGACCAAUGGAGUAAAUACUGCAGCCAGAUUUGCACAUGCUAUUUUGUCUACCUGACUUAGUUUUACCUGGCAUAAUUAAGUUGUUGCAGACAGCUUAGAGCUGCUUGGAAGGUCACUUCUGGUGAUCAAAGGGAAAACAUGCAAUAUAAUAAUGAUGCAGUUACUACCCCCUGUGGGGGCAUCAGGAGUUUUGAAACCCUUGGUGGAUUUUGCUGGCAAUUUUUUUGUUGUCUUCAUAAAUACAGAAUUAUGUUUUUAAAAGAUUACUUGAUGUGCAAAUAUUUUGAUGGCGUUGCUGUGAGCAGGAGGGACUCUAGUUUAUUUUUACAGUGUGCGAUAGAUAUUUCCUAAAUGAGUAAUGUGUUGCUAAGUUUUUCUUCCAGGUUAAUUGAGUUUUAAAUCACGAUUGAAUGAAUUUUUACAUCAGUUGUUAGGAAUAUUUUAUUGAAAUAAUAUCCAGCCAUGGAUUGGUUGAAUUUACAGGUGUGAUUUUAACUGUACACUUUAAAGGAGCAUCUUUUUUAUAAAUAAAACUGGAAAAAUGUGUUGCAGAGAA